Molecule: messenger RNA, 1894 nt
Organism: Triticum aestivum (bread wheat)
Lineage: Eukaryota; Viridiplantae; Streptophyta; Magnoliopsida; Poales; Poaceae
Product: ethylene-responsive transcription factor RAP2-4
Exons: 1
Coding region: 577-1578 (333 amino acids)
Biological process (GO): regulation of DNA-templated transcription
Cellular component (GO): nucleus
Molecular function (GO): DNA-binding transcription factor activity; sequence-specific DNA binding
Source: RefSeq, a predicted model, not a curated record
CUUCUUCCUCAGAGAGACGCCUCAACCCCCACCCCACCACCCACGAGCAACACGCAGCCACAAUCCCAUCCCACUCCACGGUGAGGUUGAGCGAUCUGACGAGCCCUUCAGCAGCAGCAGCGACGACGGCGGCAGGUUUGCUCUCUGAACUUCUCUGGUCUUUUUAGCGGCAGCCAGCAGGAACACACAGGAAACCAAGGUCCCGUUCAAGGGGUUCGCUUCUUCUGGGAUUAUUAGAUCGGAAGAGGCGCUCUCCUCUUGCUCGGGAUCUUCUUGAUUUCUUGCCAACCUCACCACUCUCCUAGGAGGAACAGAGAGAUCCAGAGAACCUUUUUUCUCUCCUGGAUUCUUGCCCUUUUUCAGCCUUGUUUUGCUUCGGUACGGCCGGAAAGGGUUCUUUUGCAAUACCCUUCUAGUUCGUCCGAUUUAUUCCCCUCGUUUCUCUAAUUUUAUUGAGGAACAGGGCCCUUUUUUUUCUUUCUUUCUGCUUGCACGAGAAAGCUUCCUUUUUUCCAUUCCGUUUUUGGUUCGGCCUUCUCGACAUCACCUUCUUCUUCUACCUCUGUCCAAGCCCUCAUGGCCGCUGCCAUAGACAUGUACAAGUACAACACCAGCACGCACCAGAUCGGCUCCGCCGCCUCUGCUUCGGAUCAGGAGCUCAUGAAAGCACUCGAACCUUUUAUCACGAUUGCUUCCUCCUCUUCCUCUCACUACCCGUACCAGUACUACUCUUCUCCCUCCAUGACCCAAAAUUCAUACAUGGCCACCCCAUCGUCGUCCUACGCCUCCUCGUUCGCAGUCUCUCCUCUGCCCACCACCGCGCCCGCCUCGCCGUCUUUCUCGCAGCUUCCGCCGCUCUACUCCUCGCAGUAUGCCGCUUCGGGCAUGAACGGAUCCAUGGGGCUGGCCCAGCUCGGCCCGGCCCAGAUCCAGCAGAUCCAGGCCCAGUUCUUCGUCCAGCAGCAGCAGCAGCAGAGGGGCCUGGCUGGUGGCUCGUUCCUUGGGCCGCGCGCGCAGCCGAUGAAGCAGUCCGGGUCGCCGCCGCGCGCGUCCGCCGCGGCGCUGGCGCUGGCCGGAGUGGCGCCCGCGCAGUCCAAGCUGUACCGCGGCGUGCGGCAGCGCCACUGGGGCAAGUGGGUGGCGGAGAUCCGCCUCCCCAAGAACCGCACGAGGCUGUGGCUCGGCACCUUCGACACCGCCGAGGACGCCGCGCUCGCCUACGACAAGGCCGCCUUCCGCCUCCGCGGCGACCUCGCCCGCCUCAACUUCCCGUCGCUCCGCCGCGGCGGCGCCCACCUGGCCGGCCCGCUCCACGCCUCCGUCGACGCCAAGCUCACCGCCAUCUGCGAGUCCCUCGCCGCGCCCUCGUCCAAGAACUCGGAGCCGGAGUCCCCCAAGUGCUCGGCGUCGACGGAGGGCGAGGACUCGGCGUCCGCCGGGUCCCCGCCGCCGCCCACGCCGCCCGUCCCGGAGAUGGAGAAGCUGGACUUCACGGAGGCGCCGUGGGACGAGUCGGAGACCUUCCACCUGCGCAAGUACCCGUCCGUGGAGAUCGACUGGGACUCCAUCCUGUCGUGAACAGCAAGCAGCUGCUACUACUAGUACAGUCUUCGUUAAGCUCCGUAGCUAUGAUGUAAUCUCUCCUUGGAUCGAAUCGGCGGCUGCUCUGGCCCGACGGCAUUUUAGACGUCGGCCAUGGCUGCUGCGCGUAGCAGUAAUUAACUAGUAGCAGUAAGUAAGUAGCCAGUGGUGUUUAGUAAGAUCGUUGCUACUACUACGUGGUGUAAUUGAUCUCCUGGUCGACCUGCCGGCAGUUUUUUUCACGGCAAGGCGGCCAGUCGAGAGGUGUAAUCAUGUUUACCCGUUGAAAGAAUUGCACUAGCUUAUGUAACCA